Molecule: messenger RNA, 1087 nt
Organism: Sander lucioperca (pikeperch)
Lineage: Eukaryota; Metazoa; Chordata; Actinopteri; Perciformes; Percidae
Product: CD209 antigen-like protein C
Exons: 8
Coding region: 183-1055 (290 amino acids)
Source: RefSeq, a predicted model, not a curated record
AGGAAGUUGGAGCCUAUUGAACAGGAUGUGUGAGACAAGCAGAUUGAAAGAAAAAAUGACAAUCACAACCAUGAAUUGAAUAAAAUAGGGCACAACCUCAAAUCAGACCAUCACAGUGGAGCAGACGGCCUCCUAACAGCUCUCAUACAGGACUGCAGCAGGACUUUAAACAUUUGUUCAGGAUGAACAGAAAACCACAGGAGGAAAUUGAAGAAAUGGAGGAAGAAGCUGACUAUGUUAAUGCUCCAGUAUGUACUGUGGAUAAAGUGGCAGCCCCUCCAGACCAGAGGUCUCUCUUCUUCACUCAGUCUUUUCCACUGAUAGCAGUGUGUUGGCUGAUACUGUUAGUCAUCAUGGGCCUUCGUAUCCACUUUACUUCUGUCAUUUCUGAAAACGACGCCAAGCUGACGGCAGAAAUCCAGCAGCUGGAGACACUGAUGCAGCAUCUGAAUUUAUCCAAAGACAACGAGACUCUACUGGCUGCCAUUCAGCACCUGACAAACCUCAACGACAAACUGAGCUCAGACAAUGAGAAGUUGAGGAGGGACUACGAUGAUCUGACAGCAGUAACAAACUGGAAUAAACUCAACGUCAGUCGAGCUCAGUGGAGCAUUGAUGCCUACUGCCCCAAAACAAAUAACAGGAGACAGUGUAAAGCUUGUCAGGAGGACUGGGAUCUCAGCGGGUCUAACUGCUAUGUGUAUUAUAACGCUGCUCCUCCUCAUCAGAAAACCUGGGAAGAAGCUCGAGAAAACUGCAGAGGAAAGGGUUCAGAUUUGGUUGUUGUACAUAAUGAAGAGGAAAAGGAUGCACUCAAUAAAUACAGCGUGGGUAGUUCAGGAACUGAUGGAUACUGGUUUGGCCUGAGAGCUGAAGGUGGGAGAUGGAAGUGGAUUGAUGGAAGUAAUCUGACUGAAAGCUACUGGACACCACAACCUCCUCCUACUGCUACUGAUGGUCAGUGUGGAAUGUCUGUCCAGAACGUAGGAUGGAGAUCAGUGAACUGUACUGAGAAAAAACAAUGGAUCUGCAUAAUGAAGGUUUUAUCUGUUUAAACACUGCAGUCAGACUCUACAUAAUAUCAACU